CCCUUAUAUGUGAAUGACAGCAGUCAAGAUGGCGGACGGCAAUAGAGAAAAGUGAUGAGGACAGGACAACAAAUGAUACAACUAACCUCAAUUUAGACAUUCAAUAUCUUAUAAUUAUACUCACUGUUCACCGGAUAUUUGCGAAAACGUUGCGAAUUAAUCAGACUUGUGUGGAAGGUGCGCAGAACCUAGUUUGCGCUUAUGUUAAAGAUUUAGGUAGCUAGCUAGCCAGCUGCUAACGUUAUCUGCGGAAGAAGAGGCACGUUGCAGCCAAAAAACAAGCACUGUUUUUGAGCUGAUUGCGUGGUAGACUUUUGUAAAUUCGGUCACCGAUUAUAAUACCUAUAACGCAAGGUAACGUUAGCUUGGCAUAAACAGCGUUGCGUUCUCCGAUUUGGGCUUGCUAGAUAGAAAAAAUAGCUAAUCGAGUUCGCUAUCUAGCUAGCGUCAACUGAGUGAGGAUUUUUUUUUUUUACUGACGACAUGGCUCACUCCCCGGUUCAGAGUGGCAUUCCAGGGAUGCAGAACUUUAAAGCUGAUCCGGAGGAGCUGUUCACCAAGCUGGAGAGAAUAGGGAAAGGUUCUUUUGGAGAGGUGUUCAAAGGCAUUGACAAUCGGACUCAGAAAGUAGUGGCCAUUAAGAUAAUUGACCUUGAGGAGGCAGAGGAUGAAAUCGAAGACAUCCAACAGGAAAUUACAGUCCUCAGCCAGUGUGACAGUCCCUUCGUUACCAAGUAUUAUGGCUCAUAUCUGAAGGAUGCAAAAUUAUGGAUUAUUAUGGAAUAUUUAGGAGGAGGAUCAGCUCUGGAUUUGUUGGAGCCGGGUGCCUUGGACGAAACCCAGAUAGCCACAAUUGUCAGAGAGAUCCUGAAGGGGCUUGAGUACCUGCACUCUGAAAAGAAAAUCCACCGAGAUAUUAAAGCCGCCAACGUGUUGCUGUCGGAGCAAGGAGACGUGAAGCUGGCAGACUUUGGAGUGGCGGGGCAGUUAACGGACACUCAGAUAAAGAGGAACACGUUCGUGGGCACUCCGUUCUGGAUGGCACCUGAAGUCAUAAAACAGUCUGCGUACGACUCAAAGGCGGAUAUCUGGUCGCUAGGCAUAACGGCCAUAGAGCUAGCCAAAGGAGAGCCGCCCCACUCAGAGCUCCACCCUAUGAAGGUCUUAUUCCUCAUCCCAAAGAACAACCCGCCCACACUGGAAGGAAACUACUGCAAACCCCUCAAAGAAUUCAUUGAAGCCUGUUUGAACAAAGAGCCCAGCUUUAGGCCAACUGCCAAAGAGCUGCUGAAACACAAGCUGAUCGUCCGGCACGCCAAGAAGACAUCCUACCUUUCAGAGCUGGUGGACAAGUACAAGAGGUGGAAAGCAGAGCAGUCUCGGGAGGAAUCCAGCGACGAUGAGUCGGACUCGGAGCAGGAUGGCCAGGCGUCUGGAGGGAACGACUCUGGGAACGAUGACUGGAUCUUCAACACCAUCAGGGAGAAGGACCCCAAGAAGUUUCAGAAUGGAGCCGCCCAGCCUGAUGAGCUGGAGAGGAACAAGGUGCAAGAAAGUCCAAAGCGGCCUUUGUCACAGAGCUUGUCCACUAUAAUUUCCCCUUUGUUUUCUGAGUUAAAAGAGAAGCAGGUUGAGGCGACCAAUGGCAAGCCAGAGGCUGUAGAUGAGUUGAGGGAGGCCAUUUUCCUGGCAGAAGAGUCAUAUCCUGGCAUCUCUGACUCCCUGGUGUCUGAACUAGUGCAGAGACUACAGAGGUUCUCUCUACCCGGGGCCGCCGCCUCUCAGUAAGACCUGCUGUGUCCAGCAACCAUCCACCUCCCACCCAUAGCAGCAGUCAGUCCAUGGCCUCUGACAUCAACAGCCAAGAUGAAGUCUCCCAGGAAGUUCUCAUCACUCAUUCGCCUAAAGCAAAACCUCGACCCACUUUAUCUCUACUUGUCCACGCCAACAUAUUGUCACAUUGGGGACAGUCAGUGGCUAGUUGAUAAUCUGCCACCUUAACUUCCACCUGCUGUAAGACAUCUUAGUCUCAUUAACUCCAACAUGAAUGCAGUUUAUUUUAGGGGGGGGGGGAUUUCAUUCACAAUUCUUCUAAAAGAACCAUUGAUUAAAAAAAGUUGGUGUGGAUUAUUCCGAAAUGUCUAUCUGCAGCCUUGGGGGAGUAUGUAACUUUCUUUAGUUUGUGUGGUUGUGCGAGUCAGUGUGUGCGAGCGCAUGUGAGCAUCUCCCUUGAUAUCCUGUGAAAUGUGCGGUGGAGAUUUGAAGCAUUCGUUUUGAAAACUCAGGUGUCCUGCUUUAAGUGGAUGGGGUCCUCUGGGAGAUGGAGAGAGCUCUGUUGGGUGGCUGUACAAACUUGUAAAUAGGCACAUUUUUACAGAUAUGGAGAAAUAAUGGCGUGUACGCAAAGGAAUCACUGUGUACAAAUGGCCAAAUGCUUCUGUAGAUAUAUUCUGUUAGAAAAGGUAAAUAUUUAAAAGACAUAAAUGGCCAUAACUGAGAUUGCCUUGCCUUUAUUACUUGUUCUUUUGUAUUUCAAUCUUUGAUUCCCUCUUGUUUUAAUACAUUUUUCGAGGACACCCAUCCAUUCAAUGGCUGCCCCCUGUCCUGUUUUUAUGUUGAUUGACACUUUGGGUACCGAUGUUACCUAAAUGCCCUUUGACCUUUUUUGAAUUCACACUAUGUUAUGGCUGUCAUUGCAAUGCGGUGGAGACCAUAGAAACACAACCUGUCUAGCUGGAUCACAUCUAAUCCUCUCCAGUCGACACACUGGAUGCUGUGUUCCCAGCUUCAUCUUCAUGAGGCCACAUGGCUUUAUGAUGAGAUGAUGGUUGGAUUGUUCCUCUCUGUCCAUCACUUGUGUUAGAUGAGCGCUAUAGUUUAGCUCUAUGGAAGGUUCACCUGCCCUCUCCUUUUAACAUAGCAGUAACUUCAACUACUUAAUCCUCAACAGACAAGUCUUCCUGGGAGCUGCAGUGGUACAAUCGAUUCCCUCUGUACCAACCGCUUGAAUUGCACUUGGAAAAUAAAUGCCUUUUUUAUUGUAGACAAAGUAGCCAUAGACUGUAGCAUGAAAAUUCUUGUAUAGGUAUGUGUCAUGCUACAUAAGGUCUGUCCACCUGAAGCAGCACAGCUUUGAGAACAGUAGAACCAAUAUGAUCUCCUGUAAAUUGGAUUUACACACACAGGGUUUAGUUGAAACGGAUUGCAGAAGUGCGUUUGGUAUAUUCAUACUAGUUGACGUCGCUGCUCAUAGAUCUAAAAAGUAGCAGAAAGCCAGCAGCCAUUAGGAAACAUACUGCACUUCCCUGCUGCUACAGACUCGGUGUAGUUUGAAAUGAAUGUGCAUGAAAAAAUAGCUCCUGUGAAUUGAACCGCACAGUAUGCGUUGUAGCAUACUACAGGACUCUGAACAUGAUGUCCUGGACCUUGAGUGUUAAAAGCCUUAGCAUCUUUGGCGAGAGUGGAGUGCAGAGUCACAGCUUUAAAAAGAUUUGAGCCAAGCCUCUUUUUUGUUGUCAAUUUUGGCCAUUUUGUAAUUGGUAGAAAUCCUGGAGCUAUCAAUACAUGUAUGCAGCAGUGUUUCAAAUAAACAAAUCGUGGCAAGGUGUUUAACUUUGAAUCCCAUUCUAUCGCAGCAUGGACAAAUUAACGAUUGACCUGCAUUUAAUUUUUUUAUUUUUAAAUAUAAUAGUUUUAGUUGCAUAUUUUACAUGGGGUCAAAUCCUAUAAAGCACAUCAAUUCAGAAGUACGUACGGUGGGGCUCCUAUGGGAUUUCAACAGCUACUGGGAACCUUUUAUAUUAGUGUUCAGACCAAUUUUAGCUGUCCACUUUCCCUCUGAGUUUGGGCAUUUGGGUUUGGAAUUAUCUUGCUUUAUUAGUCCAAAUUUAACUUGCAAUCACAUCCAUCUAAGUAGUAAGUAGCCUAUUAUAAUUUUUUUUUGGUGUAAACCCCCCCUUCAUUAUCAACUCUUUCCUCUGACUUCUGUCUUCUGCUAGUAAGAUUUGUAGGAAUGGACUAGACCGCAUGUUGUAGUUAAUAAAGGAGGUACAUCAUGCAUUUUCAUUUUGGACUAUACAAAAUAUUCCCACAUGAACAUGUUCCAAAUAGUUGCCAUUUACCCCAUUUAUUCUAUUGAACUGUUUAACAACAUUUGACUGGACCCCUGAAUCUAUUUCAAUUUUCCCCCUUUUGUCACAUGUAGACACACCUUUUUUGUUGUAAUUUGCACCUUGUGGAGACUGUCCAGUUUGAUUAUCUGUUGCACUUUGUAAGCGUUUCAUCAGGAUUCAAGAAAACAAUUGGUACUUGAGGCUGUAGUUCUUUUUUCGUUGUCAUUUGUUAAUUGAUUACUACUGUACCUUUUUGAGUAUGGCAAUAAAGCAGAGGUCAUCAGGUCACAUUUCUCAGCGCAGGUAUAUUCUAUGGAACAAGAAUAUUUUUCUAACUAAAGAGCAGUAUUAUAGUAUAGAAUAAAACCAAUAUUGUCCUGUUAUUAAUGAUAGUUAUCACAAAGUUGACAUUUCAUUUUCUGUAACAUUGCUGACCGUUUAUAGUCCUGUUUAUAAUCCUUGCUUAUGUCACUCAAACACCAAGGUAUUGGACUCUUUAUAAGCUUUCAAGUGAUUAAGAAAAAUAAAAAUCUAAUGCAAAUAUAAA
Molecule: messenger RNA, 4659 nt
Organism: Oncorhynchus mykiss (rainbow trout)
Lineage: Eukaryota; Metazoa; Chordata; Actinopteri; Salmoniformes; Salmonidae
Product: serine/threonine-protein kinase 24
Biological process (GO): negative regulation of cell migration; protein phosphorylation
Cellular component (GO): Golgi apparatus; cytoplasm
Molecular function (GO): protein serine/threonine kinase activity; ATP binding
Source: RefSeq, a predicted model, not a curated record